AUGCCGAAAUUGUUUUCGCCAAAUAAGUGCACUGGUGCAUUGACCAUCGCGAGCACAACAAAAUGCCCAGAAGCUUCAAGCAAACCUGGUAAAGCGGUGCACCUCGUGCAAUAUAAUAAAACUUUGGCCACGAUUUGGACGUCUAGAGAUGUACCACAUCUACAUCUAUCAAUUAGGCACGGUGCCGCUGCAUCUCCACCUUCUACGCAGGCAAAGAUCAGUAUGAGAUCGACUCGUACUUCCGAGUUUGCAAGCUGUCAGGGCGGAUUGUGCCGUCUCUAUCAGGAGUUUGUGAAGAUGCUGGACGCUAAGGUGAUCCAGAUACAGGAGAUGUUCGUCCUCAAAACGCCAAAGCGGUGA
Molecule: messenger RNA, 360 nt
Organism: Peronospora belbahrii
Lineage: Eukaryota; Oomycota; Peronosporomycetes; Peronosporales; Peronosporaceae
Source: the annotation of a GenBank genome assembly